This is a messenger RNA of Erpetoichthys calabaricus (reedfish), 1833 nucleotides long. It is a transcript of the gene ccdc160, whose product is annotated as coiled-coil domain containing 160. The record is from RefSeq and is a predicted model, not a curated record. Lineage: Eukaryota; Metazoa; Chordata; Cladistia; Polypteriformes; Polypteridae. The coding region runs from base 175 to 1155 and encodes 326 amino acids. The transcript is spliced from 2 exons.
GCGGAGAGGAGGAGCGAUAUUUUAACUUGAAGACGUCUGCUGGUGGUUUUGUAAUUUAACGAAUAAAACUAAUCCAGCUAGUUUUCAUCUCGCUUUUAAUCUCAUUUACUAGUUUACAUACAAGUAAGAUGAUGUGUUUUCGUGACAUUUUGCUUAAAGGUUGAAGAUAACGAUAUGGAGAACACAGAAACGGACGUUGAAGAACCACACUGGGUAACUAAACUUUUCCCUCCACGUUUUACUGUGCUAGACCUUGUCGGGGACAAUAUUACCCCAUGGCCCCCAGAGAGUGUGCUAGUAACUGAGAAAUUUGCUGCCCAGAGAGCCGAGAGAUUAAAGGAGAUUUACUAUUCUUCACUGAGAGAAGUGCAGGCACAUGAGAAGAAGAAAAGGCUCGAAAAGUUUGAGAAAAAUGUUGUCCGGGAAUAUGAAGAAGGAACAGAUAUGGUCUCCAGGCCACCGUCAACAAGAAAUGCCAAGAAGAUAACUGAAAGCUCAUCAAGUCCUAUUCAGGAAGAUCAGCCCAUCUGGAAUGCAGAGGAGAUGUACAUCCUAAGGGAAGCCAUGCACCAGAAAGAUUCUGAAAAGCAGCAGUUACAAAUUCACCUGAACAAUGCUCAGGCAGCAGUUGAAAGACUUCAGAGCGAGCGUGCUCAACUGGAAAAGAAUCUAAGCCAAAAAGAAAGGGAACUUCUCAGAGUGCAGCAGGAAAAUGAACGACGGGCCUUGCAUGUGUCACUUUUACAAAGAGAGGGGUUAAUAAAAGAUAAAACAGUUCAAGCUUGGCUGGAAGAGAUACAGGAAAAAACAACGGAAGUACAAAACCUUACUCGGGAGCUGCAAAAAGCCAGGAGUGAUAUCCUCGAUCAAAGUUUACAGAAUAAGGAACUUCAAGAUAAACUGAUAAAAGAGAGGCAGAUGCAGGAGGACAUGCACCAAACAAUAAUUGAAAAGAUUAAGGUGGAGCAUGAGGUGGUAAUUCAGAAGAUGCAGAGAGAACUUGAGACAGCCGAGGCCGAACUUGCUACAGAAAAGCAAAUGCAUGCCAGGAAUCUUAAUGCUCUAGAACUGCUAAGGAGACAUUUUGCCAAUUUGCCACCACAGAAUAAUGAAGAUGUUCUUGCUGCCAAUGUCGGCCACAUUGGGUACUAUUAAAAUCUACAACAGUUAGCCCAUUUUUGAAGUAACAGUGUGUUUCAAGAUGGAUUUUGCAAGCAGCCAAAUUUGACGGUUUAGUUACAGGGAAUGGCAAGCGUUUCAUCCAGAAGCCUUGAGUUGUCCUGUAAAAAGCAGAUUUAUAAAUGGAAGGAUUUACCAAAUAUUUCAUUACCAUUAGAAAUCUUCUUUUGCCAUUUUCCUGUAGUGGACAUCUUUUUAAUUACCAGAAACAAAAACGGUUGUUUAUAUAGCAUUAUUAACCAAUAAAUAGAUGAAUUUGGGUAAACAAAGUGAGCUCUGUUGUGUCAAUGAAAUCUCGUAUACACACAGCACAGAAUGUAAGUUGACAGAUCAAUGGAUUGAUCAAGCAUUGUUUUGUAUAGGGUUUUCAUAGAGAGUACAACUUAAACAAUUUUUAUAAGACAAAUGCAUAAUCUUUAUUUUUGAAUAGUCUGGUUAAGUAACAGUCAGUAUCAUGCAGUAAACGUUUAGCUUUGUGGCAUCAAGGCCUUACCCACAGCCAGAAAACCACACUUGUGACAGCAAAAAUACAGAAAUGAGUACUAAGCACAUAUAUAUGGUAUAAUGGUGGGCACUGCUACCUCACAGCUCCAGAGUCCUGGAAUAAAAUUGUAGUCUAAUCAGUGUCUGUGUUGGAGUUUGCAUAUUGUCCCC